Messenger RNA from Notodromas monacha, 834 nucleotides. The record is from the annotation of a GenBank genome assembly. NCBI's taxonomy places the organism in Eukaryota, Metazoa, Arthropoda, Ostracoda, Podocopida, Cyprididae.
AGAAAUAUUUGUUUGAAUCACUCACUCGAGAAAUAUCUCGAAGAAAAACAAAUAGUGAAAAAGUGCGGAAUGAAGUGUGGUUGGGUGCCGUGACACAUGCUGCGGAAGGCUGUGAUGGCUGGUCGACCCACUGAUCAGUCCGUGUACGCAGUGUCGGGAUUGUAUGAUGCGGCUUCGGACACACCGAUGUCCGGGACACCGGAACCGGAUCCCACGAUCGCAGAAUUGCUGGGCAACAGGCAGAAAGAAUUUGCACAACGUCGCGAAUGGCGCAAAGGGCAUCAGAGGAGCUUCUCCUACGACUUUAAUUUGUCCCGUCGGGAUCCGUCUUGGCGCAAAGGGCACGAAAGACAAGCCUCGAAUGACUUCCAAUACGGACAACGAAGGGACCUGGUUCGUGACUGGAAGCGAGGUCACGAGCGCCACGGAUCCAACAUAUCGCGCAAAUCCCUGGUCGCGAUUGCCACUUACAACAACGCUGUUCGGGUGGCUGCAGAAACCCAGCCGACCCCUCCCGUGACCCCGCUGGGAACCAACUAUGGCCAAGAAUGUGGACUGGGCUCGUGUCGUCCCUCUUUUCUCCAAAGAUUUGCCAAUAUUAAGUCGGAAUUUGAGAAGAUUUUUGUGUUCCUGUUGUCUCUGGUGGUGACGCUGCAACAAGCCGUGUCGUCGGGUUACCUCAACUCAGUGAUUACAACGAUCGAGAAGCGGUUUGAGAUCCCGAGCAGUUUGUCCGGCCUCAUCGCUUCCAUGUACGAAUUCGGGAAUCUCAUCACCAUCAUCUUCGUCUCUUACCUGGGGUCUCGUCGACACAUUCCUGUUUGGAUUGGAAUC